Aedes albopictus (Asian tiger mosquito) is the source of this 1944-nucleotide messenger RNA. Its product is annotated as NADH-ubiquinone oxidoreductase chain 5-like. The record is from RefSeq and is a predicted model, not a curated record. NCBI's taxonomy places the organism in Eukaryota, Metazoa, Arthropoda, Insecta, Diptera, Culicidae. Bases 1 to 1944 code for a protein of 647 amino acids. The transcript has 8 exons.
AUGAGAACGGAACGCAGCGCAGCGCAGCAGUUGAUCGCGUUGACCGACGACACAACGUACAUCGAAUUCUACAUCAAAUCCUACAUCGAAUUCUACUUCGAAUUCUACAUCGAAUUCUACAUCGAAUUCUACAUCGAAUUCCACAUCGAAUUCUAUAUCGAAUUCCACAUCGAAUGCUACAUCGAAUUCUACACCAAAUUCUACAUCGAAUUCUACAUCGAACUCUACAUCGAAUUCUACAUCGAAUUUUACAUCGAAUUUUACAUCGAAUUUUACAUCGAAUCCUACAUCGAAUUCUACAUUGAGUUCUACAUCGAAUUCUACAUCGAAUUCUACAUCGAAUUCUACAUCGAAUUCUACAUCGACUUCUACAUCGAAUUUAAAAUCGAAUUCUACAUCGAAUUACAAACAUCACCUUUUACAUCGAAUUCUACAUCGAAUUCUACAUCUAAUUCUACAUCUAAUUCUACAUCUAAUUCUACAUCGAAUUCUACAUCGAGCUCUUACAUCGAAUUCUACAUCAAAUCCUACAUCGAAUUCUACUUCGAAUGCUACAUCGAAUUCUACAUCGAAUUCUACAUCGAAUUCUACAUCGAAUUCUACAUCGAAUUCUAUAUCGAAUUCCACAUCGAAUUCUACAUCGAAUUCUACACCAAAUUCAACAUCGAAUUCUACAUCGAACUCUACAUCGAAUUCUACAUCGAAUUUUACAUCGAAUUUUACAUCGAAUCCUACAUCGAAUUCUACAUUGAAUUCUACAUCGAAUUCUACAUCGAAUUCUACAUCGAAUUCUACAUCGAAUUCUACAUCGAAUUCUACAUCGAAUUCUACAUCGAAUUCUACAUCGAAUUCUACAUCGAAUUCUGCAUUGAAUUCUACAUCGAAUUCCUCAUCGAAUACUACAUCGACUUCUGCAUCGACUUCUCGAAUUCUACAUCGAGUUCUACAUCGAAUUCUACCUCGAAUUCAACAUCUACUUCUACAUCGACUUCUACAUCGACUUCUACGUCGAAUUCUACAUCGAAUUCUACAACGAAUUCUACAUCGACUUCUACAUCGAAUUCUACAUCGAAUUGCCUCAAAUUUUUGCUCUCAUUCUACUUUUGCCUCUUCUUCUACUGCUACUUCUACGUCUACUUCUACGUCUACUUCUACGUCUACUUCUACGUCUACUUCUAUGUCUACUUCUACGUCUACUUCUACGUCUUCUUCUACGUCUACUUCUACGUCUACUUCUACGUCUACUUCUACGUCUACUUCUACGUCUACUUCUACGUCUACUUCUACGUCUACUUCUACGUCUACUUCUACGUCUACUUCUACGUCUACUUCUACGUCUACUUCUACGUCUACUUCUACGUCUACUUCUACGUCUGCUUCUACGUCCACUUCUACGUCCACUUCUACGUCCACUUCUACGUCUACUUCUACGUCCACUUCUACGUCUACUUCUACGUCUACUUCUACGUCUACUUCUAUGUCCACUUCUACGUCUACUUCUACGUCUACUUUUACGUCUACUUCUACGUCUUCUUCUACGUCUACUUCUACGUCUACUUCUACGUCUACUUCUACGUCUACUUCUACGUCUACUUCUACGUCUACUUCUACUCUACUUCUACGUCUACUUCUACGUCUACUUCUACGUCUACUUCUACGUCUACUUCUACCUUCUACGUCUACUUCUACGUCUACUUCUACGUCUACUUCUACAUCUACUUCUACGUCUACUUCUACGUCUACUUCUACGUCUACUUCUACGUCUACUUCUACGUCUACUUCUACGUCUACUUCUACGUCUACUUCUACGUCUACUUCUACGUCUACUUCUACGUCUACUUCUACGUCUACUUCUACGUCUACUUCUAUGUCUACUUCGACGUCCACUUCUACGCAUACUUAUUCUACUUCAAAAUCUCCUUCUACUUCUUUUUCUACUGGUAG